AUGCGAAUUCAUACUGGGGAGAAACCCUUUCAAUGUGAUAUCUGUAAAAAAUGUUUGUCUCAUAAAUAUAGUUUAGCACUUCACAAGAAAUUUGUACAUGAUGGAGAAAAACCUUACAAAUGUGAUGUUUGUAAUAAAUGCUUUAGUUUGUCAACAGGUCUUAAUAAUCAUUUGAAAAUACAUACUGGAGAAAGACCGUACGAAUGUGAACUUUGCAAAAAGAGCUUUAGUCAAAAAUAUGGUCUGCAAAUACACUCUAGAAUCCAUACUGGAGAGAAACCUUUCAAAUGUGAUGUUUGUGAAAAAUGUUUCCGCCAUGCAGCAGGUCUUCGAACUCACAAGAAAAUUCAUACUGGUGAGAAAUCUUAUAAAUGUGAUGUUUGUAGAAAGUCUUUUAUCAGUAGAGCAUAUCUCAAUAUUCAUAUGAGAACACAUACUGGAGAAAAACCUUACCAAUGUGGUGUUUGUAAAAAGUGUUUUAGCCGAUCAACUUUUCUUAAGGUUCAUAUGAAAAUACAUACUGGAGAGAGACCUCAUGAAUGUGUCAUUUGUAAGAAGUCUUUUCAAAUGAAGAGAAAUCUUGUCGAUCACAUGAAAACACAUACUGGAGAAAAGCCUUUCAAAUGUGAUAUUUGUGACAAAUAUUUUAGCACGGACAAUAACCGAAAAAGUCACUUCAGAAUCCAUACUGGAGAGAAACCUUACAAAUGUGAUGUUUGUGAAAAGAGUUUUAGACAGGUCUUUACUCUUCAACGUCACCAACAAAUACACAAAAAAUAG
Lottia gigantea (owl limpet) is the source of this 780-nucleotide messenger RNA. RefSeq lists its product as hypothetical. The transcript has a single exon. Bases 1 to 780 code for a protein of 259 amino acids. The record is from RefSeq and is a predicted model, not a curated record. Lineage: Eukaryota; Metazoa; Mollusca; Gastropoda; Lottiidae.